UUCCCGAUUGGCUGAGUCGCGGUUGCGCGGUCAGGCAGAGAGCCCAGCUGAAGGGAGUCUUGCCUGCGGGCAGCGUCUCCCUCUCUCUCUCAACCGGUUAAUAACCGCACUCGAGUAACUGGUGCGUCCACGUGGAUGAUCAAUCAUGGAAUUACUUGGUCGAUAUCUGGAUAGGAGCAAUUCGAUAAGCUCUGUCAUGACACAAGAUGUUGUCAAAGAGGAGAACCUGAGAGAUGACCUGAGGUUCUACUUCAUGAGCCCGUGUGAGAAGUACAGGGCCCGACGACACAUACCCUGGAAGCUGGGAGUGCAGAUCCUGAAGAUCGUCAUGAUCACCACACAACUCGUCCUGUUCGGCCUCAACAACCAGCUGGUGGUGUCCUACAAGGAGGAGAACACCAUGGCUCUCAAAAGACUUUUCCUGAAGGACUACAGUGGGGUGGAUGAGGACGACUACAGUGUUGCUGUCUACACCCAACAUGGUGUCUACGACAGCCUGUUUUAUGUCCUGGAUCAGUACAGCCAGCUGGGCCGACUCACUACCGCUCCUAUCAGUUACGCUGAUGAUGAAGAUGGCAAGCCGUGGCCUCUCAUCAUCUGCAAAGCGUACUACAAGAGAGGCAGCGUGGAGCCCUCAGACGAGUCCUACGACAUCGACGCCCAGCUGGAGACAGUUUGUAUGUCACACCAUCCAAAGACUGCAAACCUGUGGAAAACCCAUAAUUCAUCCUUUUUUGAUCUGGACUUUUACAGGCUCGUCGACAUCAAAUUAACCUUCCAGGUGAAGGGAAUCAACCUACAGACAGUGCGUUCACGGGAGUUACCUGACUGCUACUUGUUCUAUGUCACGAUAACAUUUGACAACCAGUGUCACAGUGGAAUGGUGAAAAUAUUCCUGGACAUAGACGCUCACAGCAGCGCAUGCAGAGGCUGGAAGAUAUCUGGGACGGCUCAGAAGAACACACACUAUCUCCUGAUGUUCGAUGGCUUCAUCAUUCUUGUCUGCCUCACGUCAGCCGUGCUGUGCACCCGCUCCAUCGUGCUGGCUGUCAGGUUACUCCAGAGAUUCUCCCGAUUCUUCCAUGAGAACUACAAUCGCAAAGUGUGUGAGGACGAUCAGAGGGAGUUUCUGAACGGCUGGUAUGUGCUGGUCAUUGCCAGCGACAUCUUGGCCAUAAUUGGAUCCAUACUGAAGAUGGAAAUACAAGCAAAGAGCCUGACCAGUUAUGACGUGUGCAGUAUCUUCCUGGGAACAUCUACGUUAAUGGUGUGGGUCGGUGUGAUCAGGUACCUGGGAUACUUCCAGAAAUACAAUGUGCUGAUUUUAACCAUGAAAGCAGCCUUCCCCAAGGUCCUGCGCUUCUGCUGCUGCGCCGGCAUGAUCUACCUCGGCUACACCUUCUGCGGGUGGAUCGUACUGGGCCCGUACCAUGAGAAGUUUGAGGGCCUGAGUCGCGUGGCGGAGUGCCUGUUCUCCCUGUUGAACGGCGACGACAUGUUCACCACCUUCGCCCAGCUGAAGGACAAAAACAUGCUGGUGUGGUUCUUCAGCCGGGCGUACCUCUAUUCCUUCAUCUCCCUGUUCAUUUACAUGGUGCUGUCGCUCUUCAUCGCCCUCAUCACAGACGCCUACGAGACCAUCAAGAACUACCAGAGGGAUGGAUUCCCGUUGACGGACCUGCAGAAGUUCCUCAGAGAGCACAAAGAUUUUCCUGUUCUAGAGGAGAGCAGUCAGACAGACGUUCACGUCAGACACUCUGUGCUCUGCUGCUGCCAACGAGUUCCAGAAAAUGACGACGUCAUACUUAUCAGCUGACAACUGUCCCACCUCCAGAUGAGACGGUUCGGGGAGGAUGCUGGGAGCAGGACAGCACACGUCUGAUGCAGACGUCAGACGCUCCUGCUCAAAAAUCCUAGAACGUGUAGAGAUGACUUUCCAGGAGUAAGAUUCUGUGAAGUGCAAUAUGAAACGCCAAACAAGUUCCUUCAAUUAAACAUGAAACUGGAACUCAAGCUCAAGAGUUGGAACGGGGCCCAAGAUAAAAAGGCUUCACAUGUUGUUUAACAGUAUCUGUUGGAGUUCAGGAUAUCGACGAGGAGUUUACUGGGCCUUUUUUCAUGCAUACCGACGCGUUAGUUGCCAAAGAACUGGAUUCAGUGUUGUUCUGCACUUGAGUGUCACUGCAAACAGCAGGUCUAUGCAAUGUCAUGCAGCGCUAGAUGUAAUUUAUUUUUCUCAAGUGUUGUUGUAAAGAACACAAUAAAGCCAAUGUUUUUAUUUUUCCAUA
Messenger RNA from Xiphias gladius (swordfish), 2288 nucleotides. RefSeq names its product mucolipin TRP cation channel 2 (gene mcoln2). Gene Ontology annotation, molecular function: NAADP-sensitive calcium-release channel activity. Bases 146 to 1816 code for a protein of 556 amino acids. The record is from RefSeq and is a predicted model, not a curated record. Lineage: Eukaryota; Metazoa; Chordata; Actinopteri; Istiophoriformes; Xiphiidae. The transcript is spliced from 14 exons. Gene Ontology annotation, cellular component: membrane.